Messenger RNA from Parnassius mnemosyne (clouded apollo), 3939 nucleotides. The record is from the annotation of a GenBank genome assembly. NCBI's taxonomy places the organism in Eukaryota, Metazoa, Arthropoda, Insecta, Lepidoptera, Papilionidae.
AUGAAAAAGUCCUCCAUUAUUGAGGCAGCUGAUAUUUGUGUCAUAGUAGAUUUCUUCAAAAUAAAGUCUUAAAUCUGCAGAAAUGGGUGCCUCAUUUGUUCCCAUCACCAUAUUCACCGUCCUUUGGGGUGUUGUGGGCAUUGUUUGCCCUAUUUUCGCUCCCAAGGGACCUAACCGAGGAAUAAUCCAAGUGGUAUUAAUGUUAACGGCAGCGACGUGCUGGUUAUUCUGGCUGUGUGCGUAUAUGGCGCAAAUGAACCCUCUCAUUGGGCCCAGACUAAACAAUGAGACUCUAAUCUGGAUUGCUCACACAUGGGUAAGAUUUGUGUGCACAUGCCUGCAUUUGCUUGCACAAUAUUUAUUUUGCAUUCUCACCCAUUUAUUCAUUACAGCCUUUUAAAAGUCCACAGCUGAACGUAGACCUCCCCAUAGAACACCAUUACUCUUACUGAGAAAAUACUAUCUCCAUACCAAAACAAAACAAGCGAGCCUUACAAUAAUUGCAUAUGAUGUGUAACAUCUGACAUCUCACCUUGGUAAUAAGCAACAUUAACAUAUAUCCUAAAAAACGUGUUACGUGGUAGAGCCAUGCUGCAGCUAUAUUAGUAGCAUAGUUGUAGCAUGAAUGGGUCUGCUCGACCGGGGAAGGACCAGCAUAAUAUGACAGAUUGACACUGCUGUGUUUCGUGUGAUGAGUGUAGAGAACCGGAGACCCAUUUUACUGGAAAAGAGGCCUAAGUGCCUAAGGCUGGAUUUAGUGCUCAACCGACGGUCAGCACGUACCGUACGCGCUGACGGUACGUCGUGAUAGUCGGUCGAGGCCAAGCGUUUAGUGCUUCACUGACGGCAAGCUUUGUUAGAGGUGUACAAUUACAAAGAAAAACGAAUCCAUUUAACUCUAUAAUAUGUGCGUACUAUUUACGCAAACGAUUAUGGUGUAAAAGACGGAGAAGAUAUUAUGUGCACCCAAUAAUUGUAAACCUUUUAAUUGAAAGACAAUUUAGUUCACUGUAUUCGAAAUUGCGAGAACAAUGUUCAUGUAUCAAUGUUCAUUUUUGUUCGCGAUAAUGCAUAAGCGCGUACGGUCGGUCGCUAUGUCAGCGUCGCACUGAACGCACGCAUGUACCGCCAUAGCGCGUCAGUCAACCGACGUACGUCGGACCGACAAGCUCAACUCAACCGACGGUCCUCGUACGCGCGAUGUAGCCGUACGCGCGUAGUACUUCAUCAGCGCUGCACUGUAGAGUUAAUAGGUUUUUAUAGAUAGAGCUACGCUCAACCGAUGUCAGCGCUCAUCGUCGGUCGAGCACUAAAUCCAGCCUAAGUCCUCAGGGGUGCCAACAAAUUUGUAUUUUGAUUCUUAAUUGAGGAUAGCCACAGCAUCCACUUACCAUCAGGUGGACUGUGUGCUCGUUUGUCACCGUUGCUGUAUAAAUAAAUUAAAAAAAAAAAGUUAUAAGUACGCACAAUACGACAACGCAUCUGUAGCCGUUUUAUUUGAAGUUGGUUGUUUGUAUGUCCAUGGAAUGCAUUAGUCCGUAGAUGUACAGACCGCGGCCCGCCGGUCGAAUACUGGUGGCCCGCCGACAGCAAAAAUAAUACUCUCGUAAAUUCAAAAAUCUUGAAUUAUAUUCCAGAAUAAAACCAAAAAAAAAACUAUGUUCGAAAAGUAAUUUGAAUCUCGCGCGCGCGCUCUUCUUGCGAUUAUCGGUGCACCGUGCAUGCGUGGGUAACAGCGGUCGGUAAUGUUCGUGCUGAUCUCGGUUAAAUUCGUUUUCUUGAGGAACCGCCGCGGCCGGCGGCGCGGCGACGACGGCAGCGCGGUGGCGGCUUAUCCACGGGUUAUAUUGUUAGAGCAAGCGAGAUAGCAAUAGUCCCGAAUUCCCGAUUGCUCGCGUAGGUAGAUACACGAAGCUUCCAGAGUCGGUUUCGUGAUUUCUCCAGACAGUUUUCGACUCUAUACGCGCGGUAUAAAAGCCACGCUAACCGCAGCGACCGACAGUUCGGUUUUAAUUUGAGUGAAGUGUCAAUAGUUCUAGUGUAGAUUUUAACUCGACUAGCCGGUGUCAUAUAUUUUGAUCCACAUUCAACGUAGAUUUCCCGUAAGUGCCGUGUAUAAUUGUGUUGUGAAAUCGUAAGUAAAACUCUGUUAUUAAUAAGUGUUUCCCUACCUAUUUAAUCAAUUAUUUUUAGUAAUUUAAAAAAGGAUGGGUAAUUUAAGUAGGUACUGUAAUUGUUUUUAGGUGCUGUGUUAAUCCUAGCCAGGAUUAGAACGCAACAUGGACAAGCCAGGACCUAGUAAAAAACGUAAGGUUAAAGAAGAAAAUCGGCAGUUUCAAGAAAUUUGGACUGAGAAAUACUUUUUUGUAUGGUCGCAUAACAAAGUCGUUUGUUUAAUUUGCAAGAAUUCUGUUGCGAUUGCAAAGGAAUAUAAUGUAAAAAGGCACUAUGAAACGCAGCAUCCUACUUUUACCAAGUUUACAGGCCAAUUAAGAAAGCAAAAAUUGUUGUCUUUAAAACGGGAGCUUAUUGGUCAGCAAGCUAUGUUUACAAAACCCAUUCAAGAUUCAGAAACAGCUACAGAAGUUAGUUAUGAAAUUUCUCGAAUGAUAGCAAAGCGAAGUCGCCCCUUCAAUGAUGGGGAUUUUGUAAAAGAAUGCAUAGAAAUUGCCGCUAAGAAAAUGUGUCCAGAAGCAGCAAAAAAGUUUGAGAAAAUUCAACUGAAUCGUAUGACUAUCCAAAGACGAAUUAUGUCUUUGUCAGGUAAUAUUGCGGAACUAUUAAAUGAAAAAACUAAGAUCAUUGAAUUUUUUUCAUUAGCACUCGACGAAUCCACUGAUAUUAGUUCCACAGCUCAAGCUACGCGGUGUUACUCAAGAUUUUGAAGUCUUAGAAGAGUUAUUAGGAAUGUGUUCAUUGAAAGGUCAAACCAGAGGAGUUAUACUCAAUGUACUUUUGGAUGAGUGUUCAAAAACUGAUUUGGACUUAUCAAAAUUAUCGGGAGUUUCGACUGACGGUGCUCCUUCGAUGAUUGGUUAGUUAGUGAUUCUGGGCUAGUUACUUUGCUGAAAAAGCAUCUGCAAGAAAAAAACAUAAAAAUGCUGAAGAUCUCACGCAGUUUCACUGCAUUAUACACCAAGAAGCCCUCUGUUCUAAAAAAAUUGAAUUUCAAAAUGUCAUGAAAGUGGUAGUUUCGACUGUAAAUUUCAUAAAAUCACGAGGACUCAAUCACAGGUAAUUCAAACAAUUCCUUGAUGACAUCGAAAGCGAAUAUGGAGAUUUACUGUAUUAUACAGAAGUAAGGUGGCUAAGUCGUGGAUUGACACUGGAACGAUUUCUAAAUUUAAUAGAAGAAAUUAGAAUAUUUCUGGUGGAAAAGCAAAGGGAUGUCCCGGAACUUAAAAAUCCUGAUUGGUUGUGUGUUUGGCUUUUUUAGUUGAUAUUACAAAUCAUUUGAAUGUCUUGAACACACGGCUUCAAUGCAAAAAUCAACUGAUAUCCCAGCUCUACGCUCAUGUAUCAUCCUUUCAAUGCAAGCUGACACUUUUCAGAUCGCAAUUGAAUUCUGGAAAUUACAAUCAUUUUCUGAAAUAUAAGAAAAUGGCUGAAAAAUUCAACAAAACUGCGAUUAAUUUUAGUUAUGUAGAAAAGCUAGAUAUUUUGAUUCAAUCUUUUCAAGACUUAAAAAAGUGAAACCUCUGUUGGACAUAUUCAGCAAUCCUUUCACGAUUUCAGUUGAAAAUGCGCCAGAGUCAAUGCAGUUAGAAAUUAUCGACAUUCAAAACGACCAAGAUUUACGCAACAAAUUCAACGAAGGAGACUUGCUGAACUUUUACCGCUGCAUUGAUAAAAAUACGUACAAAGAGUUGCGCAUAAACGCUCUGAAAUGUGCCAGCUUAUUUGAUUCUACCUAUUAUGUGAACAAACCUUUUCAAUACU